This is a messenger RNA of Vitis vinifera (wine grape), 1464 nucleotides long. RefSeq lists its product as uncharacterized. The transcript has 2 exons. The record is from RefSeq and is a predicted model, not a curated record. The coding region runs from base 779 to 1231 and encodes 150 amino acids. Lineage: Eukaryota; Viridiplantae; Streptophyta; Magnoliopsida; Vitales; Vitaceae.
AAGUGAUUUUAUAUCGGAAUCUUAUUGAUUUGUAUUUCAUUACUUCACACUUUAAUCUCGUUAUUUUAUAUUUGGUUGGAUUUUCUUCGCAGGUGCAUCCUAUUUAUUUCAAUUUUAGAAUAAUAUAUUCAUCUCCUUAUUUAAGAGCCAAAAUUUAAUGGGUACAUCACAUUUUUCCGUGGCACCCGCAGCAAGACCCAAACUAUAUUUCAAUGGUAGAUGAAAUAGAUUUAAAAAGUGAAAGUGAAAGGCGGUGGGCUUGAAAUGGGUGCUAAAAAAGCAUGGGUCUGCCAGCCGUCUUGAGGUGGGCAGAAGAAGGCGAUCGGUAGAUGAAUGGCGAAUGCGGAGUCCACGGCGUUGAAGAUUGGUUCCAAUGUGGAAUGUGGAAUGGAGUGAUUGAGUUGGAAGUCGGGCUGAGCCUGAGGGGGGACUAGCCUAUUACCCACGAAUGACUCAUGAAUGAAAGAGCAUUAUUGUGGGCAAAUAAGGUUAAAGACGUGCGUAGUGGAAAAGAGAAAAGGGGUUCGGUUCCUGGAGCCUCUGGAGCCCGGAGGCAUUGCAGACGGCCUUCCUGAUUCUGAGGCGGGGUUGGUUGCAUCGAGGUCCAACCCACUUCCCUGUCAAUUUCAAUUUUCAUCCACCCCUUCCCCUCUCUCUCAACUCUCAUCUCGUUUUUAUUGAUUUGCCCUAUUUUCCGCGGCUUCUCAUUUGGGCAAAGCACGUUCGAGCCUGAGCAAACUCUCCAAGUGCAAUAGUCAACUGGUGAGGCCUGUGAGGGAUGCAAGAUCCAAGGAUGCCGCUGCCUGAGGAAGUUUCAAAUCUUAAGCCACGAAAAAAGAAAUCCUCGACCCAAAAGGCUGCACAGUUUCAAUUACAAGGUAAAAAUGUCAAAGAGGCUCCAGAGUUUCCACUUUCCCUGCCUCUAAAAACAGGGCAGAAGGUCCCCAAAAGAAGUGCAAAGAAUGAAAUUGCUCCAAUGUUGCAACAACCAGAGAGAUCAACCUCAGAUUCACUGCCAGACAAUACAUCUGGAAAUGAGUACCGGGCACUGAGACGGAAGUAUUUGCUGCUUGAGGAAGAGAGCUUUGCAUUGGGAAGAGAAUUGAGAGAGGCUGAAGAUGAGGUUAAGAUCCUGGAAAAUGAAAAGCUUGCACUACUGGACCAGCUUGUUGUGUUAGAAGGUCUCAUUGAUCCUUCAGAGUUUCAGCCAGUGGGGAUGCAGUCACCAUAAGUCCUGAUGUCUUGAGCUCAUCACCUGACUGAAGCACACUUCUUUAUUGAUAUGCAGGCGUGGAGUUGCAUAAUUUGAUUACAAAAGAACAUCAAGGUUUCAUCCCUCUCAACCUUUGCUUCUUUGAAAUGAUGACUUAUUAAUUUGCUCUAAGAUGGCUUUCUUUUAGUGUCAGAAUACUGGAACACUUUGAAAUCAUUAUAUUUGAAUAGAUGGAUGAGCUAGUUAGUGUC